UGUGUUCUUCUGUUAACGGUUGCUGACUUCUAAUGUCUCCAACAUUUCCCUGAAAUUGAUCAUAUUCAUAUUUAUAUCCUUAGAAAAAGGGGAUAAAAAAUCACGAAAAAUCUCUGUAGAUCCUUACCGUCGUCAACUCUUCAUGCUCUGCUCCUCAAAUUCCCAAAUCAGAACCACCCACAAGCCUCCUUCAUCCAUCCAUUCAAAACCCUUCACAGACCUAGAAAUCCACUCUAUAUUUCUAGGCGUCAAAGCCUCCGAAAUUCGAUCUUUGGACCCUCCAAAACCGUGAAGAUUCGAGCUCCGGAGCAAUGAAGAAGCAAAAAUCCAGCAAUGAACAUGUUUCCAGCUUCAACUACUUCGAUCUUCUCUCCGAAGAAAUCGUUUUCUCAAUCCUGGAUCACCUCGACGACAACCCGUUUGAUAAAAAGUCGUUCUCUCUCGUCUGCAAAUCCUUCCACGCUAUCGAGUCUCGGCAUCGGAGGACCCUGAAAGCUCUCCGUGCCGAGCAUUUAAGCAGGAUUCUGAAUCGCUACCCAUUCAUAACACAUCUCGAUCUCUCUCUUUGUCCUCGAAUAACCGACGCUUCGCUCGCGGUUAUAUCUUCAGGUUGCAACAAAAUGUUGACGUCGAUCGAUCUCUCGAGGUCAAAAUUCUUUACCCAUGUGGGUCUGUCCAUUUUGGCCAUCAACUGCUCGAAUUUGAUUGAGAUUGAUCUGUCCAACGCGACGGAGCUGAGAGACCCGGUGGCGGCCGCUAUUGCCGAGGCCAAGAAUUUGGAGAAGUUGUGGCUGGCGAGAUGCAAAUCUAUUACGGAUAUAGGGAUUGGUUGUAUAGCUGUUGGAUGCAGGAAGUUGAGGUUGCUUAACCUGAAAUGGUGUUCGGGUGUUGGUGAUUUAGGGGUAGGAUUGAUUGCUGUAAAGUGCAAGGAAAUUCGAAGUCUGGAUCUCUCUUACUUGCCGGUCACAAAUAAGUGCUUAUCAUUGAUCUUGAAAUUACAACACCUUGAAGAUUUGAUUCUGGAGGGGUGUUUUAGUAUUGAUGAUGAUAGCCUUGCGGGCCUCAAACAAGGGUGCAAGUCAUUAAAGACGCUUGAUAUGUCAAGUUGUCAGAAUGUUAGUCAUGUGGGGUUGUCUUCUCUGACAAGCAGUGCUGGAUGUCUGCAACAACUUAUAUUAGCAUAUGGCUGUCCUGUCACUCUUUCUCUUGCCGAUAGCUUGCAAAUGUUAUCCACAUUGCAAUCAAUUAAAUUAGAUGGUUGUCGUGUUACUUGUUCUGGACUAAAGGCUAUUGGAAAUUGGUGUGUAUCGCUGAGGGAGAUGAGCUUAAGUAAAUGCUUUGGAGUGACAGACAAUGGCCUUUCCUCCCUGGUGCAAAAACACAGAGACUUGCAAAAGCUUGAUAUCACAUGUUGCCGCCAAAUAACUCAUGUUUCAAUUGCCCAUAUUACAAAUUCGUGCAAGUCCCUUAAGUCCCUUAGAAUGGAGUCGUGUCCUCUGGUACCGAAAGAAGCUUUUGUUUUGAUUGGACAGCAUUGCCAUUUGCUUGAGGAGCUUGACCUUACAGAUAAUGAAAUUGAUGAUGCAGGUCUGGAGUCCAUCUCAAGAUGUUCCAACCUCUCGAGCUUGAAACUAGGAAUUUGCCUUGACAUAACCGACAAAGGCCUUGCCCAUAUUGGCAUGUGCUGCUCAAAACUCACAGAGCUUGAUUUGUACAGGUCAGCAGGAAUAACAGACUCUGGCAUCAUGGCAAUUGCUCGUGGAUGCCGUGGACUUGAGAUGAUUAAUACAUCGUAUUGUGAAGAGAUUACUGAUGUUUCAUUGAUAUCAUUGGCAGAGUGUUCAAAGUUGAACACUCUUGAAAGUCGAGGAUGUCCCCUUCUUACAUCUAUUGGUCUAGCAUCUAUCGUUGUGGGAUGUAAGCAACUCUCAAACAUAGACAUAAAGAAAUGCUACAACGUUAAUGAUGCUGGAAUGAUUCCACUUGCUCACUUCUCUCAAAAUCUCCGACAGAUAAAUGUGUCAUAUAGCUCAGUCACGGAUGUGGGGCUGUUGUCGCUGGCCAGCAUCAGCUGCUUACAGAGCAUCACUAUCUUGCACUUAAAGGGUCUGACUCCAGGCGGACUAGGAGCUGCACUAUUGGCGUGUGGAGGGCUUACAAAAGUGAAGCUUCAUACAUCUUUCAAGUCAUUGUUGCCACCGGCUCUUUUAGAACACUUGCAAGCCCGCGGCUGUAUUUUCCAGUGGAGAGAUAAAGCGAUUCAGGCUGAAUUGGACCCCAAGACCUGGAAGCUACAGUUGGACGAUAUACAAUGACUUAUUCAAGCUUUAAUGAGGUUGGAAAAGCCCCCCCUCAGUGUACAACCACAGUGAGUUUGUUGUGUGCUGGAAAUUUUGGGUCUUUACUCCAAAAACUUGAUGAAGUAAUACCAUCAAACGUGGGCCGCUGCCCUUAAACAAGAGCAGAGCUACGUGCUGUGUAAAGAUCGUCUUUUGUGAUUUUUUAAGUUAAUGGCCUACUUUCAAAUCACCACUGAGAGGUGGUCUUGAAAAUUGUGUGGAAGAAAUAUGAUAUUGUAAUCCUGUAUUUCAUCACUCUCUCGUUGUUAUCAACACCACAUUCUCCGUGUUAUGUGUAGUCUGUAGAUUGGCUCCA
Molecule: messenger RNA, 2655 nt
Organism: Diospyros lotus (date-plum)
Lineage: Eukaryota; Viridiplantae; Streptophyta; Magnoliopsida; Ericales; Ebenaceae
Product: F-box/LRR-repeat protein 3
Exons: 8
Coding region: 312-2315 (667 amino acids)
Biological process (GO): SCF-dependent proteasomal ubiquitin-dependent protein catabolic process
Cellular component (GO): SCF ubiquitin ligase complex
Molecular function (GO): protein binding
Source: RefSeq, a predicted model, not a curated record